Capsicum annuum is the source of this 1898-nucleotide messenger RNA. Its product is annotated as protein DEFECTIVE IN MERISTEM SILENCING 3. The record is from RefSeq and is a predicted model, not a curated record. The transcript is spliced from 9 exons. The coding region runs from base 381 to 1544 and encodes 387 amino acids. Lineage: Eukaryota; Viridiplantae; Streptophyta; Magnoliopsida; Solanales; Solanaceae.
GUGAAAUUUAGGCAUGAAAUGUAAGUGCAAAAACGCAUUUUUACGCACCCUACUAUAUUUCCUUUGCUGUCAGAACAGAAGUAGUCGCUAAUUGUUGGACUGCGUCACUCUCAGUCUCCUCGCUAUCUCCGGCGAACCAAUUAUGGACGGCGGCCAUCGGAGAAUGUCUAUUGACAAUGACAAGGUAGGAUCUUUGUGACAGAUGUUGGUCUGCUGGUCUUCAUCGGCAUGCCAAUUGAACUGUGGAGAACCUGAGAGUCCUACUAUUAUUGACCUGAUGCUGGAGAAAUCUACCCAUCAGUCCUAAGCCACUGAUUGUGCAUGAUCCAUCUCUUAAUCAAGGAGGUCAGGUUAAUUCCCCUGUUUUUGCUGGCAAUCCGAUGCAAAAUGGAACUGCUGAGGCAGUUAUCUGCAAUUCCAAGAAACUUGAGGAUGCGAUGCAGGAGAUUGGUUUAAAAAUUAAACAUCAUGAAGAUAAUAUCAAAUUCUUAAAGGCUCAGAAGAACAGGUUGGACGAUUCAAUUUUGGAUAUACGAGUUGCUCUUGGCAAGAUUCAUUCCGCAACUGGAACUGGUUCUGAAAAUCAGGAAUCUUCCAAUGGACGGAAUGAGGAAGAGACCAUUGAAAAAAUCUUAAGAUAUAAUAACUCUGCAGCUGGCAUCUGUUGCAAGCUGAAAGCUCAGACUACUCCUCAUCCAUUGAUGAAGGACUUGAUGGGAGUUGUUGCUUUGCUUGGGAAGGUUGACGACAAUAAUCUCAGCAGGAUUCUCUCAGAUUAUCUUGGGCUAGAAACCAUGUUAGCAGUUGUUUGCAAGACGAAUGAUGGAGUUAAAGCACUGGAAAUAUAUGAUAAGGAAGGUUCCAUAAAUAAAAGUUCCGGUCUUCAUGGACUUGGAGCGUCAAUUGCGAGACCUUUGGAUGACCGAUUUGUUGUAAUCUGUCUUGGGAAUUUAAGUCCAUAUGCUGGUGAAUUUAUUGUUGAUGACCCUCAGAGGAGGCUUGCUAUAAAGAAGCCAAGAUAUCUCAAUGAGGAAACACCUCCUGGUUUUCUUGGUUUUGCAGUCAAUAUGAUCAAUAUUGACCCUGCUAAUUUAUAUUGUGUUACAAGCACUGGUCAUGGCCUGAGGGAGACCCUCUUCUAUAGCCUCUUUUCAAGGUUGCAAGUAUACAAAACAAGGGCAGACAUGCUGCAGGCUCUACCUCUUUUAACUGAUGGAGCCGUAUCUUUGGACGGUGGGAUAAUAAAAAGUGGUGGUGUAUCUGUCCUAGGCGAGAGGGAAGUAGAGAUCAAAUUUCCAAUGAGUGCUGGAAGGUUGAAUCUACCUGAAAACUAUUUUGACACUGAGAGCCGGAUGAAGGAGCUGAAGUGGAAAAGGGCAAGAUUUGUGGAAGAUUUGCAGAGAGAACAAGCAUUGCUGGACCAUUGCAAGUUCAACUUUGAAAUAAAGAAACAAGAGUUUGUCAAAUUUCUUGCACAUAGCUCAUCCUAUGUUACCGCGCCUCUGUCUCCGGCAGUUGGGGAGCGGUCAACCCCGAUAUCAUGAUUGCGUGGGAAAUUUGAGACCAUUUCUACAUUAGACAGAUGGAAGCUUUAUCAGUUGAUUAUAUUCUGGACAAUGGCCUCUUGGAUAAUAUGUGCAGUUUAACGUCAUCCUUGGUUGGGUCAAUUUCAGAUUUGGGUGCAGUCUAAUACCAUUCUGAUUCUUGUUUAGGUCAAUUUUCAUAGAUGAGUGUUAGUUCAUUCAUUCUCGUCUCCCAUCUUGUAGGUACAGAAAAUGUUCUAUCAAUGUACAUCAUAGUGUUAGUUGUUGCAUUUUCACAUGAUUGCAACUAGCGCACCCCAACUAUUGAUUAUUGCUAUCUAGUUACAAUUAGCAAGCUGUCUAUGCUUUUAUUGA